UGCACUGCACAGGGAGACGGUGGGUAUCUUUUCUCUUUCCCCUCUAUUUUAACUUCCUUUAUGGCUGUCCCCCUAUCACCAGCAUCCAGCUCAGGGUGUGGGAGGGGAUCCAUGUGCGCUCGUAUUCUUGCAAGAGCAACUAGAAGGAACCCUAGGACACAGUUGCAGUAGUAGUUGUUUUCUCUAAGGGGGCCCUGAAAUAGCAUGGACCGUAUGUACUAAGGGCCCCCAGGCCAACAAACUGAAUCAAAGACGCAAGCACAAACCGCACUAUGGUGGCUGAGGAGGUUAUCAUCACCCUAUCUGGAGGUGCACCAUGGGGCUUCAGACUACAGGGAGGAAUCGAGCACCAGAAGCCUCUGCAGGUUGCCAAGGUGCGCAAGCGAAGUAAAGCAUGUCGUGCCGGACUGCGUGAGGGAGAUGAGCUGGUGUCCAUCAAUGAGAAUUCCUGUGGGAGUCUGUCGCAUGCCCAGGCCAUGAACCUGAUCGACAGCAUACCAGGAACGCUACACAUCCGGGUUAGGAGGGCACCGGCUGGCUUCCAGUCGGUGGUUCUGGUUGCUCGAGCUCCUUCUCCCCGCAUUGAUAAAGAGUACCGUGCUGCCAUUAGGGCCAUGUCUCCAUCCAGCUCCCAACCUCACCAGUCCAGUGUGCGGCAGAUCCACCGUGGAUCCCUGAUGUCCCCGACCGGACACAGUGGAUUGACCUCCCCACCGGGCAGUGAGGCCUACUACGGAGAAACAGACAGCGAUGCAGACGUGGCUGCUCAUGAGAGGCAACGCAAACCAAAACGACGUAGUCCCAGCAAUUCACCUGGUAAGGCAGGUCGAGCCUCACCGGAGGGAGCAGAGACUUCAGAAAUGAGUGGGUAUGACAGUGCCUCGGAUGCCCAAGUUUACAAUCUUUUGGGGCCUAAAGAAAGAGAAGAUGCAUUGCCUGGUGUAGCCCGCAGAGAAGUUAUUUACCAACCCCCUCCGCAUGGAGCCUGGUCCUCUCAGACCUCCACCGAUACAUCCAUGAGCGCGGAUGACCAAAACCCACGAGAAGGGCUAAUGGAAGAGGACAGUUGGUUCCAGGAGCCCACACAUGUUCCCCCUCUGGUUUCUCCAGAGAGAGCCAAAGAAGCUCUUAUGCUGAGCUCUCGUACUCAGUUGGUGCCCAUGGUUGGGCCAGUUGACAAUCCAGUGGAUGAGGAACUCACAUUAACAUACAUGGAUAAAGCAAAACAAGCAAAAUUGAACCGUGGAGAUACGAUCACGGACAAACAGGUGAAAGAAGCUCGGUCCAAGUGCCGCACCAUCGCCUCACUACUGACAGAUGCACCUAACCCUCAUUCAAAGGGUGUUUUGAUGUUUAAAAAGCGCCGACAACGCUCCAAGAAAUACACACUGACCAGCUUUGGAAGUGUUGAUGAGGACAUGAGGCAGGACUCUCAAGAAGAGGAUGGCAUAUUUCCUGGCAGUGAAUCAGAAUUUGAUGAGGAAGGUUUCUCUGCUGCACCCGACCCCACAUGGGACAGUGACUACCUUGAGAUGCUGGAGAAAAGAUCUGCUUCCAGAGGUCAGGAAGGAGAAGGUGGUGCUCUCAGUCCUGGUCUGAGUGAUACAUCUGGGAAGGGGGCACAGUUGUUUGAGCAGCAACGGAGAAGGGCUGAGGAACAUGCAAAGAAAAUGGAAGCUGCGCAAGAACAGUUACAAAGCCAAAUGCUGGGAAUUGCACUGAAAGAGACACCAGCACCUCCUCAACUACAGACACUGCAACCACAACCAGACCCAUUGACAAAGCCUAAUGUCCAGCCACCACCAGUUGCUCCGAAACCUGCCAGACCUUCAAAAACUCUACAUCAUGAGGUUCCACCAGCAGAGAUGCAAAACAUGACACAGAUGGCCACACAUCAAGCCACUUCCACUGUCCAUGUUAUGGUUAAUGGAGAUACUUCAAACACAAUGGCACCAGCCCCCGCUGCGUUGCCCAUAACUAGUCUCUCAGUACCUUCUGCAGAACCUGUGAUGCCUCCACAACCAGUUCCUCUACCAGAACUUCCUUCCAGUUCUGUGUUAAACAGAACUGCCCGACCUUUUGCCCCAGGCUGUGUUACCAAUCGGGCAGCCACUGCUCCUGUUGUGUUUCGCCCUACAGUCAGUAAGAAGACACCCAGACCUGUUUCAGUGGCUGUGGUUGCACAUCCAUUCUCUGCACCAUCAGAAGAGCAUGCCAUGAGUGUUAUCCCGGCCUCCUUUGUUAGCCAAGUCACAAUGAGUCGAAUGAGUGCCGAUGUCCCUCCUGAAAUGAUACCCACACAGCCCUUUAUGCCUGGAAAGUCUAUUCCUCCACUUGUAUCUGUGGAAUCAUAUUCUCAACCUAGUCUUCACUGCUCCUCAGUGGAAAACUUCCAGGUUGCAUCAGUGCCACCUCCCAUAGUUCAAACCCAAGGUCCUACCUGUCCUGUAGAAGCCGAAACAACUGUUCCUCCAGCAAUCCCUGUUGACAACACAGGGACCGCUGUGGCUCCCGUUAUGGCUCCUGUUACACCUCAGGCCAUUGCAAUACCAUCCCAAACCUCUUCUAUUUUGACCUCUGCAGCUUCUGAGACAUCUUUAACUGGAACUCCGAUGUCACCUGUAGUCUAUCGUGAAAAAUCCUCUGCCACCACUGGCCGCACUGGUAUUCUCCAAGAGGCCCGCCGACGUAGUGCCUACAAGCCAAUGUUUAAGAUACCUGACAGCAAGAAAAACUCACCAAACCCUGAAUUAUUGUCUAUGGUGCAGAACCUAGAUGAAAGACCCAGACGUGGAUAUUAUGAACUGGAAAAUAUUACUCACAACAUUGAUGACAAUACGGCAAGGGUGCCACCGCCUGUGGCUCCUAAGCCAAGGGUCAUCCAAGAAAUGUCACAGAUCCCUCAGGCGGAGGGAAAAGGUGCAGAGCUGUUUGCUCGUAGGCAGUAUCGCAAGGAUUUGUUUGUUGUAGACUCUCCACAUCUGCAGCCUGCACCGCUACAACCCCAACAAUCCCAUUCUGUCAUAGACUUGAUCGAACCACAAAAAACCUCACCAACCCCAUCCCACUGGAAGUAUUCCCCUAACGUUCGUGCUCCUCCCCCGAUAGGUUACAACCCCUUGCUGUCUCCAUCCUGUCCUGUUGGGGUGCAGCGUGGGGGUGCCAAAGUGUCUGAGGGAAGUUCUAAAGGAAGUAAGGGUAGUUAUGGUGUCCCAAAAGAAGGUAUCAAAGCCUUGGACUUUAUGAGGAGGCAGCCUUACCAACUGAACCCUGCAAUGUUCAGUUUUGGUGGUGGCACUAGCACACCGUCUUCAGUGUCCUCCUACCAGAGGCAACAAAGGGAAGGUCACACUCUGACACCACCCAAGCAGAUCCCAGUAAAGGCGGCACGUGUGUAUGAAAUCAAACGAUUCUCCACUCCCACCCCAAUGUCAGCAGCAACUCUCAACCCCACAGUGAUUGUACCACGCUCACGGACCACACUUGGUGAGCACAUCUCUCGUUCUGACAUGACGUCCCCUCUACCUGAACCUGUACCCGAACCAACUCCGGCACCUUCACGAGCCCCAGGCCUCCCAGAGCUCCCUAAAAUUUCAGCUGUGCCCAUACCUCACCCCAUGCCAUACUCACCCCCAGCUCCCAUGUCAAGUAUGUCAAGCCUAAGCUACUCUGGGCUUCAAGCUGCCAAACAGUUUAAGAGUGCCCCUGAGUUAAGUUCCCUACCACCAGACCCCUUAAAGUCUCCUAUCCAAGUUCCCAAACCCCGUUUUAUUGCAACACGUGUGGGUAUUCAGCCACGCGUCUGGAGGCCUGGAACCCUUCCUCACUGAUGAUGUUACUUUACAUGUGGAAGAAGCUAAACCAUCUGCUUCUGUUGCAGUCUCAAAAUUCAUACUUUUCAAAUAUGAUUUAAUAUAACUUGAAGAUGUUAGAAAUUAUAUUCUCCAUUUCAGAUGAAAAUAUACUGUGGAGUAUAUUUGUUGUUUUGUUUUGAGUGUUUUUCAAAACUUAGAUGAAAAAUCCUGAAUUUCUGCUAAAUGUUCAACAAUAUGUUUAAAACCUUCAGUGUUGUUAACAUGAAAUCUAUUUACUUAAUGCAUGUUCCUGUUCUUGUGAAAAAUGUAUAUAUGCUAUUCCAAAGAGAAACAUUGUUUGGCUUUGUAAACAUCAAUCAAAGUGUAGCUUGCACUUCCUCUGAAAUGGCUCUGCCUUUUUCACUUCGAUGAUGUUAACCAAUAGCCAAAUAGCUACUUGGGCAUUGUUUUAGCAAACUUACAUUUGGUCUGGCUCUCUAGUGGUGCAGAAUGCCCAGUUUUUUUUAAUCCAGUCAGUUCCUAAUGGAUAACAUCAAGAUGUAUCAUACAUUGUUUUUUUUUUCCUUUAUUACAUGUCUUGUUUCAUCCAUACAUCAGAAUCAGAGCGAGCUUUCAUUCGCCAAGUGUGCACAAACACACAAUGAGUCACAUUACGGCAGUUAAAAAGAGUUGCAAAUGCCAAUUCACGUUCACAUGUCAAUUCACGUGUUCCCGAUUUUAUAGGGAUAAG
Molecule: messenger RNA, 4545 nt
Organism: Sinocyclocheilus rhinocerous
Lineage: Eukaryota; Metazoa; Chordata; Actinopteri; Cypriniformes; Cyprinidae
Product: synaptopodin 2-like protein
Exons: 4
Coding region: 273-3830 (1185 amino acids)
Biological process (GO): positive regulation of actin filament bundle assembly
Cellular component (GO): Z disc; nucleus; actin cytoskeleton
Molecular function (GO): actin binding
Source: RefSeq, a predicted model, not a curated record